CGGAGGAAGUUUGCCAUUUAAUUGCAGAGCCCAGUUCUCCGACGCACCAACCUCCAGGAGUGAGCAGCGGGCACCGACGAGAGUUGUGAGUCCCGCCCGGGGUGCGGGUCGGGCAGCCGCGGCGCUCAGCAUCCGCCCGCACCGCAGCCAUGGGCGGCGCGGUCUCCAGCCAGCUGGACGAGGGCAAGUGCGCCUACAUCCGAGGGAAAACUGAGGCUGCUAUCAAAAACUUCAGUCCCUACUACAGUCGCCAGUACUCUGUGGCCUUCUGCAAUCAUGUACGCAGUGAAGUAGAACAGCAAAGAGAUUUAACAUCACAAUUUUUGAAGACCAAGCCACCAUUGGAGCCUGGAACUGUUUUGUAUGAAGCAGAGCUAUCCCAGUUUGCUGAAGACAUAAAGAAAUGGAAGGAGAGAUACAUUGUGGUUAAAAACGAUUUUGCUGUGGAGAGCUAUGAGAACAAAGAGGCCUAUCAGAGAGGAGCUGCUCCUAAAAGCCGAAUUCUUGCAGCUGGUGGCAAGGUGUUAAUAUCAGAAGAGGAAUACAAUUUAUUAUCUGAUCGGCACUUCCCAGACCCUAUUGCAUCCAGUGAGAAGGAGAAUGCUCAGCCCUUUGUGGUCCUGCCAAAGGAAUUCCCGGUGUACCUGUGGCAGCCAUUCCUCAGACACGGCUACUUCUGCUUCCAUGAUGCCGCUGACCAGAAGAAGUUCAGCGCUCUCCUGAGUGACUGCAUCCGACAUCUAAACCAUGAUUACAUGAAACAGACGACAUUUGAAGCCCAAGCCUUUUUAGAAGCUGUGCAAUUCUUCCGACAGGAGAAGGGACACUAUGGCUCGUGGGAAAUGUUCACUGGGGAUGAAAUCCAGAUCCUGAGUAACCUGGUGAUGGAGGAGCUCCUGCCAACCCUUCAGACAGACCUUCUGCCUAAAAUGAAGGGGAAGAAGAACGACAGAAAGAGGGCCUGGUUCGGUCUCCUCGAGGAGGCCUACAACCUGGUUCAGCAUCAAGUUUCAGAAGGAUUAAGUGCCUUGAAGGAGGAAUGCAGAACUCUGACGAAGGGCCUGGAAGGAACCAUCCGUUCAGACAUGGAUCAGAUUGUGAACUCAAAGAACUUUUUAAUUGGAAAGAUCAAAGCCAUGGUGGCCCAGCCAGCAGAGAGAAGCUGUGCAGAGAGUGUGCAACCAUUCUUGGCGUCCAUUCUGGAGGAGCUCAUGGGACCCGUGAGCUCAGGAUUCAGUGAAGUGCGCUCGCUCUUUGAAAAAGAAGUGGAUGAACUUAGCCAGAACUUUCAGACCACCAAAGAUGGUGCCCAGCUAAAGGAGCAUCUCGACAGGCUUAUGGAGCUUCCACUGGAUUCUGUGAAGAUGGAACCUUGUUAUAUUCAAGUCAACCUGCUUCAGGAGCGCUUGCAGGAUCUCAAGAGCCGCUUCAGAUUCCCCCACGUCGACCUGGUCGUCCAGAGGACACAGAACUACAUGCAAGAGCUAAUGGAGAACGCAGUAUUCACUUUUGAGCAGUUGCUUUCCCCACAUCUCCAAGGAGAGGCCUCCAAAACUGCAGUCGCCAUUGAGAAGGUUAAGCUUCGAGUCUUAAAGCAAUAUGAUUAUGACAGCAGCACCAUCCGGAAGAGGAUAUUUCAAGAGGCGCUGGUUCAAAUCACACUUCCCACCGUGCAGAAGGCACUGGCAUCCACGUGCAAACCAGAGCUUCAGAAAUAUGAGCAGUUCAUCUUUGCAGAUCAUACCAAUAUGAUCCAUGUUGAAAAUGUUUAUGAGGAGAUUUUACAUCAGAUCCUCCUUGAUGAAACUAUGAAAGUGAUUAAGGAAGCUGCUAUCCUGAAGAAACACAACUUAUUUGAAGACAACAUGGCCUUGCCCAGUGAAAGCGUGUCCAGCUUAACUGAUCUAAAAACUCCCGGGGGGUCAACCCAGGCCAGCCCUGCCAGGAGAGCCUCAGCCGUUCUGCCAGGAGUUCCAGAUAGUGAGAUCCUGAGUAAUGAAAUGUUCCAGGAGUCAGGGGAAAAGAAGCAGCCUGAGGUCCCUAGUCUGUUGGCCAAAGGAGAAAGCCUUUCUUCCCCUGUGCCCAGUCCUCCCCCAGGUGGGGACGAGCAGGUGAUUGUUUCAAGCCUGGAUGACCCUGUUGUGAGUCUUGUGGCUGCAGAGGACACGGCAGGAGCCCUGGGCGCACACUCGUCAGAGCUGGAGUUUGGAGGGACUCCUGAGGAGGAAGAACCCACCCACGAAAAGCCAGAAUCCACCUCUGCCUCAGGCUCCUUAAAGGAGCUCAGGAAUUUGUUGACGAUGACCGUUGAAGUACCUGUGGAGUCCACCGCCCUCGCGAUUGAAAAAGAUACAAAUAAUGAGACCCUGGUUCCCCAGGAAAUUGGAAAAGAAGAGGAAACAACUCAAAUCUACACAGAGCCCCAUCAAGCAGCUGCCUCCAGUCAGGACAAGAGUGGAGAAAGUUAUGUCAGUGAGAGGGAGGCCCAUGCUCCCCCUCUGGAGGCCGAGGCCAGUGGGGUGGAGUUAGGGGGAUUUCCAGAGGCUCAGCCAGCCAGUGGGGGGCUCAGUGAGGGCGCCAGUGGCCCAGACCCCAUAGAGGAGCAAGCAGAGGCUGGGGAGCCCACUGAGAGGGAGCUCACAGAGAGGGCUUCCAGACUGGAUGCCCAGGAAGGAGGAGGGACCACGUGCACUGUGGAUGGUGAGGCUGAGCCACAAGAAGAUUGCAUUUCAAGUUCUGACCCCAUCGGCCCCAGGGAGAGCCAGGUUUCUGUGGAAGAAGCUGCAGUGGGAGGGGAAAGCAGCAUGGCCCAAGCUACUGCCAGCAUGGAUGCAGAGAUGAAGCCUACCCAUGUUCACGAGUGUCAGUGGGUGGUCGAGAAUGCUCCAGACACUGAUAUCCUAGAUUCACAAAAAGAGGAUGCAAAGGAGAGCACCCCAGAGCAGCCUUCGGAGGAGUGAAAAGGACAAUUUGGCAAAAGUAUUUCUUGGAACAAACUCAGCCAAAGGGUUAUAGUUAUGGGGACACUUAGGGGUUGCAUGCAAGUUGCUACCAAAAAAAAAAUUUUAUUAAGGACUUCAUUAAUAUGUAUAAUGAAACCAAAGGCAACGCACACAGGGCAAACCUUUGUGAAACUGAGCUGUUCUACCAUGAAUUAUUGCUUUCGCAUUUUACUAGGAAUUACAAAGGUAGUGGAGCGUUUGGGGUGAGAGGCAGCUGAGGGUGUCCGAGGGAGGAAGUGGUGUUGCCGGGAAGACUGAGAAAACAAUAGGAGCAUGGUGUGCAAUACACUCUGCACAUUUUCUUCUAAUGCACUUGCAGGCUUUUAAAUUUUUUGUAAGAAUGCAAACGUAUACUGUAAAUCCAGCUUCACCAUCUACUAUACCAACUUCACUGUCUCAUGAGGACUCAGCGUCCAUCCAGAGUCAGGCUGCAAGGAAGGGUGGGUGGGGAACACCAGUCCCCCCUGCUGUGUGCAGCCCUACGGAGCCUGAGAGCUCUCAGGGACGCUGAGCAAAAACGGAGGGAGGCUGUGGUCUGUGGGACUGUCUGGGCCUGUUCCUAACUCUGCUACCAAUUUCUUUUUCAUUAAUCUUGUUGAUUCUUAUUAAUUAAUCACCUUUUGGGGAAAUUCAGAUGAGGCAAGAAAAUUUCCUUGGCAUGUUUAAGCCUGAAAGCAUUCCAAAUUAGCCUUAGACUAUGCGGAGAAACCUUAGCUAAAUUACCAAGCAUAAAGCCUUCCAAUUAAAUCAACAUUAUUUGAAAAGCUACUCUAUGCUACGCGCUAUGUUUGGCAUAGUAACAAAAAAAAGAAGGAAAUAUAAAGUGCUUUGUCUAGUAUAAAUUAAAAGACCCAAAGAACUUAAUCUAGAAGGAAAACAGGUGCCAAUUUUCAAACCAUGACAGCUUUCUGUCAUUCCAUUGAAACAGUCCUGCUUCAUUCCCAGAAGGGAAUAAGUAAAUAAAUGAAUAAAUAAGAAGGAAAGGAAAGAAAAGAGAAAGAAAGAGACGGAGAGAGAGAGAGAAGACAAGAUAUAUACCAUCAAGUUCCAAAGAGGUUACCAAAAGUGGAAAUCAUUUGUUCAGUUGUUCAGCAAGUUAAUUGAGUCCCUGUUAUGGCCCAGGGGCUGGGACACUGUGGUGAAAAAGACCCUGUUCCUUUCUCCUCGAAGUUAACACUUAAAUGGAAAUAGACAGAAAUAUAUCUUUUAAAUGGAUCAUGAUCUAUAACUGUUAAGGGAGGAAUGGAAUUACUUGCAAAAGAUUAAAAAGAUGUGUUCUAGUGUCCUUCAGAAAAAUACCAGAUUACUUCCUAAAGCUUCAGUCCCAGUACUACAUCAGGAAAUUUCCUUCCACAAAUUUUAAUGUUAGAUGCCAACAUAUUGUCCUAACGGUUUAUUUUCAUCAUCAUCAGCAAGUAAGUUUAUAGCAGUUUUUUGGAGAAUUUGUCCCACAGUUUAACCAUUUAACCAGGAAUUAAAAUAUCUCGCUCUUCCCUUCCCCAUGAAGAAUUUCUUGGAUUUCUAGGUCAUAAAGGAUGCAAAAUAAUCAGGAUCAGUCUACUCUCAUGUUGCAUUUUUUCAGCUUUUCUUAGAGUAUUUAGAUCCCCACGUCUACAAAGGAUCUCGUCACAGGUGAAGGAGGUAGAGGCCACUCCUGUCCCUGGAGUGCCCAGUGCUCGCUCAUAUCCUUGUGUUCAGCGGGGAGUAUUGAAAUUACGUUUACUUUCUCUCUCUCCCAGGGGCUGGUCUCUUCAAGGACAGAUACUAGGGUUUAGUCAUCAUAUGUGCUUCCUGCUAGAAACACACAGCCUUGAAUAAUGGCUCCCUGUCCCCUCAAGUCACUUUAAUAUCCCUAGUGCCUUGCAAGGACCUGGCCUGUGUCACUGCUCAGGAAACAUGAGAGCGGAGCACCCGCCACACUGCUGUGCUGGGGCUAUUUGGGGCUUACUGUCAGGCAGGCAGACGUUUUUAAUUGGGCUUUCUGCCCUUGUGGAGGCUUCCCUUAAAUAAAGUCCAAGGGGUGGAUGGCCAGAUGGUCAGAUGCGCUGCCCAGUAAGGCCAGGAGCCUAAGGAGCCGUGCCCAGCCGUGCCGAGGCCUGACCUUCUCCCUGGGAGAAUCGUGCCAGUGAGGAGGUCCCAGCCCAGGCGGAGCCCACGCAGUUUCCCAGCUUCCCACCUUUGCUCACCUCAGAGCUUCGUGAACCCUCGGAAAGCUAGAAGAUUUUUCCUACUGUACAAGAGAGAACAUUUCACUGCAUUGGACGGAUGAACAUCAGUGCCCUCCUUUUACCCGUCCUGUAGGCCAGAGGGGACCGGGCACUGAGUGGAAGGACGUACUUGAGAACACAGAAUUUUUCUGUACAUAUUUCACCAAAGGCAAGUUCACUAGACUAAGCAGGAAGAUUGUUCCAUUUGAAGAUGGAACAGGAAACUAAAGUGCAUUAAAAAUUGUCUUGAUUCAUUUUAACAUGUUGAAAGGAAUAACUUCAUAUUGCUAAGAGUUUGUCUUGCUUUUAAUACAGACUCGUAUGUGUUGCUUCAAUGGUUUCCAGGUUGGAGCAAGGUUAUUGUGAUUUAAAUGAACAGCAUGCAAAGCUUCUGCAUGCUGCUCUGGGGAUCCCUCCUAUGGGCAAAUCCAUUAAAAAUGCAUAAAACCUCAAGACGUGGUUUUUGGCAAAAAUUCCAUGACCUUAAACAAGUUAUGUCACUAUUGACCUUUCACAAAGAAAGAACAUUUUCCUUGAAAAAAAUUAGUUUGUCAUUUUUUCCUUUGCAGCAUAGAGCAGUGCCUUGCAUUAUGCAGAGUAAACUCUAUUUUCAAAGAAAGUAUUUUGGAGACCACAAGGAUCAAAUUCCAAUUUGUCCAAAAGCUCUGCAAAGAGGCUGAAUGUGAAGAACUGCAGGUCUUUAGGCCCAGUCUUCUACAUUUUAUUACAGCGUUUCUCAGAUCUGGUUUUAUAACCCUCCAGAUUGGAGCCAGUGAUUUCAAAAGGUUUCACAAUUCUCCAAGACAAGUGAUUUUAUUUCUUUAUAAAAAAUGCUAAAUGAUAGAUGCUACAUAGCAAUUUUAAUAUGGGGAAGGGACGGACAUAAAUGACUAAAACAAUAAUACAGUUUCACUAGGUAAAAAGUUGGCUACAUAUGCCUUCUUAUUUUACUGUAAACAAAUGGGUUGGGGAUUUGCCUUCUGAAGUCUGCAACAUCAAGAAAAAAAUCUACACUGUGGAAUGAUUCUUCUUGUCACUAUAUAAAGCAAAUAAACUUAAAACACUUUGUAACCACAUAUUUACUCUGCCAAGUACCUAUAUUCCAAUAAAGUAUUCAUCUUUGAA
Diceros bicornis minor is the source of this 6334-nucleotide messenger RNA. It is a transcript of the gene NIBAN1, whose product is annotated as niban apoptosis regulator 1. The record is from RefSeq and is a predicted model, not a curated record. Lineage: Eukaryota; Metazoa; Chordata; Mammalia; Perissodactyla; Rhinocerotidae. The transcript has 14 exons. The coding region runs from base 150 to 2960 and encodes 936 amino acids.